AUGCAAAACGAUCAAGGACUCCAUGCAACAUUCUCUUCAGUCGAUGAGAACAAGAUAAAGAUUUGUUUUGUUAUGAUUGAUGGUAUUGGAGAGGUUAAUAUUGAAGAGUUGGGAAAGAAGACUGCAUUGCAAAGUGCUCAAACUCCGAACAUGGAUCGUUUGGCAGCUUGUGGUGUAAAUGGCUUGAUGGAUCCUGUUCAACCUGGAUUGGCUUGUGGUAGUGAUACUGCGCACAUGAGUAUCUUUGGUUAUGAUCCGAGAUUACACUAUAAGGGAAGAGGAAGUUUUGAAACUAUCGGAGCAGGUCUUGACAUGUCUCCAGGUGAUAUUGCAUUCAAGAGUAAUUUUGCAACAUGGAAUUCAAAAACCAAUAUUGUUGAAUUGAGAAGAGCAGAUAGACAUUUUGAAGAGAUGGGACCAAUUCUCUGUGACUAUCUUCAACAACAAUGUGAAGAGAAGGGGUUCAAUGCCAAACAUAAUUGUACAGUCUCUAUAAAAUAUGCAACAGAACACAGAUGUGGAGUUAAGGUGAGCGGAAAGAAUUUGAGUGGUGACAUUACUGGAACUGAUCCACUUGUGGAUGAUUUGGAACUUGUAAAAUGUGAACCUGUUAAGGGACUCAAAGGAGAGGAAUUGGAAAAAGCUAAAAGAACAAGUGAUCUCGUCAAUGAUCUUUCACACUUUAUCUAUGAACAACUCUCUAAACAUGAAAUUAACAAACAGAGAAAACAAGAAGGAAAGAAUGAAGCCAAUAUAGUCUUAUUGAGAGGUUGUGGUGUUUGUAUAGAUGUACCACCAUUCUCAGAGAGACAUCCAGGAUUGAGAGGUAUGUUGGUUGCUCCAACUGCUAUCAUUGCUGGUCUGGGCAAGAGUGUUGGUAUGGAAUUGAAAAAAGUCGAAGGUGCAAGUGGAGAUUAUCGUACCAAUUUAACCAAGAAGGGUAAAGGAUUUUUGGAACAUUUGGUGAAUGGUGAUGAAUUUAAUUUUGGUUUCUGUCAUAUUAAGGCAGUUGAUGAUACUGGUCAUGAUGGAAAUUUUGUUUUAAAGAAGGAAUUUAUUGAAAAAUCAGAUCAAAUGAUUGGUAUGCUUAUGGAUGAAUUUGAAAAGAGAAAACAACGAGUAGUAUUUGUCAUUACUGGAGAUCACUCUACACCUUGCUAUUACAAGGAUCAUAGUUAUGAACCAGUUCCAUUAAUUAUUUCUGGCAAUUAUCUCAACUUGGAACAAUAUCCAGAGUUGACUGACUCAACAAAAUCAUUCGAUGAAGUCUUUUCUCAAGGCUCCUUAGGCAGAUUCACAGGAGCUCAAGUUUUUGACAUUAUUCGAAAUUAUGUCAAUGUGACAACUGCUAACAAGAAUUAUUUCAAAUUUUAA
Messenger RNA from Naegleria gruberi, 1374 nucleotides. RefSeq names its product cofactor-independent phosphoglycerate mutase. The record is from RefSeq and is a predicted model, not a curated record. Gene Ontology annotation, molecular function: metal ion binding. Lineage: Eukaryota; Heterolobosea; Eutetramitea; Acrasida; Naegleriidae. The coding region runs from base 1 to 1374 and encodes 457 amino acids. The transcript has 3 exons.